Triticum aestivum (bread wheat) is the source of this 1016-nucleotide messenger RNA. RefSeq names its product keratinocyte proline-rich protein. The transcript is spliced from 3 exons. The record is from RefSeq and is a predicted model, not a curated record. NCBI's taxonomy places the organism in Eukaryota, Viridiplantae, Streptophyta, Magnoliopsida, Poales, Poaceae. Bases 201 to 758 code for a protein of 185 amino acids.
UUACCAUUCCCCCCCUCCUCGCUCCGCCGUCGUGGGAGUUCAUCGACCAAGCAAUUCCCUCAGCGAGGUCGUCUCUGUCAAUAACUCCCUCAAGAAGGUUAUUGGCAUGCCAUCCCUAAAUCCCACAGAUUUCCAGUCCUAGGCGAUUCUUCGAAUCUAAUAGAGUUCAAGGCGGAAUCGCAGCGAGUUCUCGAGUUUUUAUGGCGAAACCAUGGUUAUUUCUCGGAAUCCUAUUGAGUUUAUGGAUAAUUGGUAGAUAUCUGCCAAAUUCGUGGAACCUCAAGUUGCAGAGAACAAAGCCAUGUUCGCUGUGGAGGGAGCCAACGUGGAACCCCCUCCUCCCCGGGUAUACCCCUCUCGCAGAGAGCGUCGGUCGAAAAACAAAAAAGCAUACAGAGAUCGGGCAGCAGGGCGUAAGCUACCUGGUGCUGCCCAGGCCGUCGCCCCAGCUGGCGCCCAGGCCAUCGCCCCAGCCGGCGCCCAGGCCAUCGCCCCACCCGUCGUCCAGGCCCCACCCGUCGCCCCUGCCGACGCCCAAGCCAUCGCCCCACCCGUCGCCCAGGCCAUUGCCCCACCCGUCGUCCAGGCCCCACCCGUUGCUGCUCCAGAGAUGGGUGGGUUCAUUCCAGAUGUCCCUCUGUUUGGCCCUCACCGCAGCAACUAUCCACCCGUUGCUGCUCCAGAGAUGGGUGGGUUCAUUCCAGAUGUCCCUCUGUUUGGCCCUCACCGCAGCAACUAGGGGUUUUAUCUGUCUAUAGUGAUCGUAUCUGAUUCACGAGGGUUGUUUAUAUGGGAUUGGAUCAGAUUUGGUUUAGCGGUCUAUGAGAUUGGAUCAUUUAAACUAGGGUUUCUCUUUAUCUGUCACUAGGGGGUUUCUGCUGGCUCAGGAUAAACCUUUGAAUUAGGCCUAUUAUCUUUCAUUGUACUGGAUUAUUAUUUAUGGUACUCAAGUUAUGGAAAAUCAGCUAUAGUUUGGGUAUCGUUCUGCCUUAGUGAUGUUAUAUCUGUGGCUACCU